Messenger RNA from Dreissena polymorpha, 2086 nucleotides. RefSeq lists its product as uncharacterized. NCBI's taxonomy places the organism in Eukaryota, Metazoa, Mollusca, Bivalvia, Myida, Dreissenidae. The transcript has 2 exons. The record is from RefSeq and is a predicted model, not a curated record. The coding region runs from base 596 to 1849 and encodes 417 amino acids.
UAUGUACAGAUUUAUGAUAAUGGCUGUAAAUCAAAAUUCCCAUUUGAGGGGCCAUUGGUAAAUUUGAAGAUGUUUUAUCAAUAAUAAUCUGACUGUUGUCAGUUAUAAUGUUUGUCAAUAUUAUUUUAGAUAGCACAAAGUGAAUCCAUAAGAAAAUGUUCCAGGAUAAUUGGAUCUUUGGUGAAAUCAUUCAAUUAUAAUAGAGUAAAUGGGUCAUCAAUAAAAGGGUUUAAUUAAAUGCCAAUUAAGGGCUUAAUCAAGCCUUUCAUCUAAUAUGCACAUAAUUCACAGUUUGUGUAAUAUAUUAUAAUUUCAUUGACAUCAAAAAAAGUGAUUAGUGCAAACAAUGGCAAAAGCUGUCAAAGUGGGCCCUGAUGUGUGUGAUAUAAGGCUGUGAAGUUCUGACUACACUCAAACUGUGAAACUAGAAAGCAUCUGAGAGCAUGCCUAGAUAUAAUAUAUUUGUGGUGCAAUAUAUAUAAGUAAUUAAAAAGUUUUAACUUCAAUUGACUUGGAAUUGUGUGCUAAGGAAACAGUGUUAAAUUUGAUAUUAGUGAUUUUAUUUGCCAAAAGGAUUUUUUACCACACAUUCAACAUGGACUUACUUCCCUCUGUAGAUCUACUCAGGGACCACCUGGUUGCACAUGACAGGGCAGUGAGACAGAUUAUUGCACUUGAUCAAUACAUAGAGCGUAUGAGUGAGCAGACGUUUCUCUCGACGCUGGGCGAGCACAUGACACCUGCCUUCCAGAAGAUGAUCCGUAUCUCAGUGGCAGAGGGCUUGAAGCGAAUGUACAAGGAGUACAGACUGUCAAAGUGGCUCAAGGUUCAGGAGAUGGCCUUGACCGUCAGAAGGGUGCUUGACGCUGAGACAGCCCAGUUCAUGCCCCAGUCACCGAGUGGCAGACCCUACAUGCAACAGGGUGGCCAAAUUUUACCUCAUGGUCCCCAAUACUUCAUGCCUCAUGGAGCACCAUACAUUCCUCAUGUAGCUCCAUACAUUCCACAGGGUGAAGGCCAACUCGUUUUGUACAACCAUGGAUUACCUUGGCAACCACAGCAGCAACCCAACCCCAUGUGGGUGAUGCCUGCUCCAGAGGAAUUUCAGUGGCAUCAAUCCAUGGAAGGUCAUUCUCAACAUGCAAACGGGUUGAGAGGGGUGUACCCUGGGGAGCAUCACAACAUGAUCUCCAAUGGGCCAGCAGUGGACGAGAGGCCUAUCCGCCUUGUGUCAAACAUUUCUUCUAUAAGUGAACAUGUAGAGGUUGAAGAGAUUGUAAGUGCUAAUGGUGCUAUAUCAGCGGUGUUGGACUGUGCCAUUUCAGACAUUUCUGGACUAAGUGACAGCAGUGAUGAGUUUUUGGACUCAGUGAAUGUAGUGAAUCCUCAUUUCCACAUGAGAAGUGGACCUGCAAGCUACAGUGGUCCUUUAGCGACCAGUGCUCAUCCAGGACUUGUGCUAGACAAUCAGGUAAACCAAGGACAUUUGGUGCCCUAUUCUCAGAAUGUGCUGCCAUCUGCUAACAACCAACUCCAUCCAGUGCCUGAAAUAUUUGUGCACCAGUCUGCUGGCAUUCCCAUCAUGCCCCAGCAGUACAACCACUACAUUGACAAUGAGCUUCCUAGUGACCUAGAUGAUAGCAUGGACUGGGCUUCUGAUGACUCCGAUUACAAUGACUCAGAGGAAGAUCUGGCUGGUGUCCUGUUUGCAGCUGAACGUCUGCUGCCAGAGGAGCAAGCAGUCAGACUGGACGUUGAGAUGGGUGAUAUGGGCAUCGGUCACAUGCUCUUUGACAGGGUCUCUGCCACUUGGUACAUCUCACACUGUGAGUUCUACAGGGGUGAAUGAUAACAGUAAAGUGUGGACAGUUUGUUAGGAGGAUUUUUUGUGUUGCAAAAAGUCAAACAAAGGAACUACAAAUAGAAUUAAUUAAAUUUAAGAUAUUAAUUUGAGGCAUUUAGCUGUUAGUCUUGCAAUAUGAACCUUUUGAUGGAAAAAUGCUUAUUUAUGUGGAUAUUUUUAUAUUGGAUGUUUUGUUUGAAAUAGUACAAUGCGGGAUACUGCCAUUGGGGAUGUUUUGUUUAA